GCAGUUUCUUUAAAAAUGGCCGCUUGUUUGCGUGAGUCAGGGACGUUAGCGAAAUUAAUAUGUUUUUUGCCUUAAUUCUUGUUGUAUAUCUCACGUUUUGAGUUGUUCUAAAUACGCAAGACGUUCUUAUGAGCUUGCCAAGCCGAGUCGGCCGCGUCAGGAAGUCCCGCGUUGAAAAAGACUCCGACGGAACACCCAUGAUUGGGAAAGAUGCUGGUCACUUGUGAGGUUACCAAGAACGCACUGCCUACUUUCAGUGCGCUUCCAAUCCACAAUGAAACUGCGGGCCCGUUGGAAACGACGGCGAAGUCCGCUACUCCUGCCAUGGCUGAUCGCCCUGUGGACGUUUGCGGCUCCGCUGGGGGUAAUAGGCAGCAUGCAUCGCUUUGAUCCUAUCUGCAACAUCACUCAUCCUGAGCAAACAGUACUCCUUCAAUACUCUACAUCAGUUGUGCGAAACGAGUACAUCGUCACGUUUAAGCACUACUACCGAACAAACGCGCGCGACCAGUUCAUCGCGGCAGCUCUCAAAGGAUCUGGAAUUGAAGCGUGGGAGCGCCUCCCACGUCAGAAUGCAGCGGCCGAUUUUCCCAGCGACUUCGAACUUGUUCGGUUGUUUGAAGGAAGUGCCGAAGAAGGUCUUGCAGCCCUCAGGGACCAUCCACUAGUAAAAUAUGUAACUCCUCAGCGGACAGUCACAAGAACGCUAAAGUUUCUUAAUGUUUCGGAAGAGCCUCUCUGUGAGGAUGUUUCUUGCUGGCACUCAUCGCGUCCCUUCUCCACUCGCAACAGCCUUUCAUGGGGUAGUGCCUUCUGGCAGUCCUCGGAACGCCACCAGCAGCGUAAGCUGUUGCGUACCAUCCCCAGGCAAAUCACAAAAGCACUUCAGGCCGACGUUCUCUGGAACCUUGGCAUUCGAGGUGCCAAUGUGAAGGUUGCCGUCUUUGACACGGGUCUGCCCAAGAAUCAUCCGCACUUCAAGAAGGUAAAAGAGCGUACCAACUGGACAAAUGAGAAGACUCUUGACGAUGGGCUGGGGCAUGGCACCUUUGUGGCUGGAGUCAUCGCUAGCAGCAGAGACUGCCUGGGGUUUGCUCCAGAGUCGGAGCUUCAUGUUUAUAGGGUUUUCACCAAAAACCAGAUGUCCUACACAUCAUGGUUUCUGGAUGCCUUCAAUUAUGCCAUUCUAAAAAAGAUCAAUGUGCUUAAUCUGAGUAUUGGAGGGCCUGACUUCAUGGAUCAUCCAUUUGUGGACAAGGUUUGGGAGUUAACUGCCAAUAACGUCAUCAUGAUUUCUGCCAUUGGAAAUGAUGGCCCUUUGUAUGGGACACUGAACAAUCCUGGUGACCAGAUGGAUGUCAUUGGUGUCGGUGGAAUCGACUUCGAGGAUCAAAUUGCUCGCUUUUCAUCACGAGGAAUGACCACUUGGGAGCUUCCAGGAGGCUAUGGAAGAUUGAAGCCUGAUAUUGUCACAUACGGCUCUUCAGUCCGUGGGUCGGCUGUUUCAGGCUCCUGUAGAUCACUCUCGGGAACAAGUGUUGCAUCGCCAGUGGUUGCUGGGGCCGUCACUUUGCUGAUGAGUGGUGCUCUGCAUUUGGGAGGAGCCCUGAAUCCAGCCAGCGUGAAGCAAGCCCUGAUGGCAUCGGCUGGGCGCCUUCGAGGGUUCCCAAUGUUCGAGCAGGGCUGGGGGAAACUCCAGCUUGUGGGAGCCUACAAGGCCCUGGCUAACUACAAGCCACAGGCUACGCUGAGCCCCAGUUACCUGGACCUGAGUGAAUGCCCCUACAUGUGGCCCUACUGCACACAGCCGCUCUACCACAGCUCCCUGCCGGUGAUCGCCAACAUCACCAUUCUCAACGGCAUGGGCGUGUCAGGACGCAUUGUCUCAAAGCCCGAAUGGCAUCCCUACCUUCCUGAAAAUGGACAUUUCUUGGAUCUGGCAUUUGGGUUCCCUGAAGUCCUCUGGCCCUGGUCUGGAUUCCUGUCAAUCCACUUCUCGGUGAGAGCCGAGGCCGCCCAGUGGGAGGGCGUGGCCCAGGGACACGUGUCCCUCACUGUGGAAUCGCCCCCAGGGGAAAACGAGAUAGAACCUCGAAGGUCCCAUCUGAAGUUACCAAUUAAGGCAAAGAUCAUCCCGACACCACCUCGCAGCAAACGUAUCCUGUGGGAUCAGUACCAUAACCUUCGCUACCCUCCGGGCUACUUUCCAAGGGAUAAUUUGAAGAUGACGACCGAUCCCCUGGACUGGAGCGGGGACCACAUUCACACAAACUUCAAGGACAUGUACCAACACUUGCGGAACCAUGGCUACUAUAUAGAAGUCCUCGGGUUCCCAUUUACCUGUUUUAAUGCCCAAAACUAUGGAACACUGCUGCUGGUUGAUGCUGAAGAGGAAUACUUUCCUGAGGAACUCUCCAAGUUGCGUCGUGAUGUCGAGUCUGGCCUGUCAUUGAUUGUGUUUGCCGACUGGUACAAUGUCUCUGUGAUGCGCAAAAUCAAGUUCUAUGAUGAAAACACACAUCAGUGGUGGAUGCCCGAUACGGGAGGUGCCAAUGUGCCUGCCCUCAACGACUUGCUUUCUUCAUGGAACAUUGGCCUUGGGGACAAUGUCUACGAGGGUGAAUUUACCCUUGGUGACCACGGAAUGUACUAUGCCUCCGGAAGCAGCAUAAUGCGGUUUCCAGAAAAUGGGCUGCUCGUUCGGAAGGCACUCAAUAAUCAAGGUCAGAAGCCUGCAAUUUAUUGCUAUCCUUUGCUCUUGUUCAAUGUGACCUUGGGACAAAACUUAUGCAAGUCCUGGUGCUCAGGUCUGGAAGUACUCAACGACAAGGUGGAACGUGUUGAAGGAGUGGCCAUCCUGGGAUUGCUCCAGACCGGAAAUUCAAAAUCUUCUGGACGAAUCGCCGUUUAUGGAGACUCCAACUGCAUUGACACUGCUCACAUGCAGAAAGAAUGCUACUGGCUGCUCCAUGCCUUGGUGCAGUAUUCGACAACAGGACUGAUAGCGCCUUUCUUCGAAAGCUCCAGCUCGCUACCAGCUUCCAAUGGGUCUCUUCUGCCAAAACGCAUGGAAGGAAAUCGACUGCACCGUUACUCAAAGGUCCUCCAGAACAGGCCCGGAGUACCGGAGCUGCGAGCAUUACCUCCCUGCCCGGCUCUCAAUUGGGCAGUGCCGCUGCCCCUCAACCAGUCUGCACCCAGCAGCACCCUGUGGAAGUCGCAGAAACUGCUGUCCAUUGAGCAGCUCCCCCUGGGUGUGGGAGGGGGCGGCAUCCCUGACACGGCGGACGACCUGCCCAUGCCAUCCCUGAAGCAGCGCUGGGGCGGCUGGGCUCUGCCGCACGACCAAGACGAUGCCGACGCUGGCAGCCAGGAAGCAGUCUCUUUGGAAGAGGUUGACAUGAACGAUGCCCUGUUGGGGGCAGAAGACUCCCAGGACUGUGAAGGUACAAAAGACACUCUUUCAUACUGUCAACCAGAACACAGCAGCUUUCGAAGGAUUCCGGAUCAGCAAAACCACCAAGACCCAGCCGAUGAAGACUCUGUUCAUCAUGUCCACGUCGAAGUUCAUGUCAGUGUUGAUUUGCGUCAUCCACGGGAUGAACUGUGACCGUACAAUGCAAUUUUAUUUAUCACUAUUGUAGGACAUAAUGUUGAGUUUGUACUUUUCCUUCGAGUGGAAGUGCACUGGUUGGGAAAUAAACUUUUUAUUGCUUUCUUA
Ixodes scapularis (black-legged tick) is the source of this 3721-nucleotide messenger RNA. RefSeq names its product membrane-bound transcription factor site-1 protease (gene S1P). The record is from RefSeq and is a predicted model, not a curated record. Gene Ontology annotation, cellular component: Golgi apparatus. NCBI's taxonomy places the organism in Eukaryota, Metazoa, Arthropoda, Arachnida, Ixodida, Ixodidae. Gene Ontology annotation, biological process: proteolysis. Gene Ontology annotation, molecular function: serine-type endopeptidase activity. The coding region runs from base 275 to 3610 and encodes 1111 amino acids. The transcript is spliced from 25 exons.